Messenger RNA from Oreochromis aureus, 2871 nucleotides. Its product is annotated as perforin-1-like. The record is from RefSeq and is a predicted model, not a curated record. Gene Ontology annotation, biological process: leukocyte mediated cytotoxicity. Gene Ontology annotation, molecular function: calcium ion binding; pore-forming activity. The coding region runs from base 1 to 1767 and encodes 588 amino acids. The transcript is spliced from 4 exons. Lineage: Eukaryota; Metazoa; Chordata; Actinopteri; Cichliformes; Cichlidae.
AUGUUUCUUGUAAACAUCUGGAUCUGUGCUGGCCUCCUGCUGUCCCUCCCUCACUUUACGUAUCAGUUGUGCACAGACGGGACACCAAAACAGUGCGCCGAUGCAGAAUUUGCUCCAGGAGCCAAUUUGGCCGGGGAGGGCUUUGAUAUCACCAAAAUGGAACGUAAAGGAGCCUUUGUGCUCGACAUGAAUCAGUGGAAACGUAAAGAUAAAACAUGCAUCCUGUGUACCAACCCUUUCCUGGAGAAUAAAAAGCAAAAGCUACCCCUGACAGUGGUGGACUGGAGGGCAAAGCAGUCCUGCAGCGCCAAAGUUUCCACCAAACUUCACAAAUCCAGCGAGUCUCUUGUCGGUUCCAGUGUCUCCUCUGUUGAAAACAACUGGAAGGCGAAUCUAGAUCUUCAAGUGGGGAGUAAAGGUGCGUCACUGAUGCUGGCUGGUACCAAUUCUCACCUCUCGAGUUACUCCAUGGAAAAAACCAAGAAUGACAAGUACAGCUUCGCAAGCCACAGCAUGUCCUGCGAGUACUACAGCUACAGAGUGUCCAGUGCUCCAAAGCUGCACAGAGAAUUUCGCAAAGCAGUGAAAAAACUUCCCAAAACCUACAGCGCAGAAACCAAACAACAGUUUUACAAACUCAUUGAUGACUUUGGGACCCACUACAUCACCAAGGUGAAACUGGGAGGAAGUAUCAAGUCUGUCACCAGCAUCAGACAGUGCCAGGCCAGCCUUAAAGGGCUCAGUGCCGAGGAGGUGCAGAUGUGCCUCGAAGUUGAGGCAUCUGCAAGUAUUAAAGCUACAAUAAGUACUCAAACAAAACACUGCAAAAAGGAUAUACAGCAGACAGACAGUAAGUCUGCCUUCUCCAGCCUCUUUAAUGACAGGUUCACAGAAAUAAAAGGUGGUCAUACCACAGAGCCAGACCUUCUCUUCUCUGCUGACAAAAAUCCAGAAGCCUACAAGGGAUGGCUGAGCACAUUACCACAAAAUCCAGACAUCGUCUCAUAUUCCCUGGAGUCUCUGCAUGAGUUACUACCCACCACAAGCAAAGUCAGAAACAACCUGCGCUCUGCCAUUAGCCAUUACAUCCUGGAGAAAGGCCUGUGGAGAAACUGCACUGAUCCCUGUAAGGCUGGAAUUAAAACCAACUCACAGGAUCCCUGCGUCUGCCAGUGCCACAAUGACCCUGCCGUGAACCAAGAUUGCUGCCCAGCUCGUAAGGGAAUGGCGCGGGUCAUCAUAACAAUACUGCGGGCCUCUGGUCUGUGGGGGGACUACUUCACAUCUACAGAUGGAUACGUGAAGGUGAUUUUCAACAAAUUAGAAGUCCGGCGUUCUCCUGUCAUUUAUAACAACAACAACCCACACUGGGGCAUGGUCGUCGACCUGGGCUCAGAGGAUAUUUCAUCAGCUAAACUGAGAUUUGAAGUUUGGGAUGAGGACAACAAGUGGGAUGAUGACCUAUUAGGAGCAUGUGAGCCACUUCUGACUGCUGGAGUUAAAGCGGAUGUCUGUAAUCUGAACCACGGCCAACUGUUCUAUAAACUGGAUGUGCAGUGCGCUCCAAGUCUGAGCGGAAAGUCGUGCACGGACUAUAAACCUUCGCCUAUGAAUUCAAGUCUGAAGAAGUUCUAUGUGUCCCGUCAUGCCCGUCCUAUUCCAGAGGCCAUCCUGUCAGAGAUGGGUGUGUUUGUGGACAAAUCAAGUUCAUGGAAAAAUCAGAGUAUUACUACUGAGAGUCCCAAGUAUGAUGUAAUAUUACUGUGACGUAAUGGAGACUAUAAGGUAUCAGCAAAGUUCUAUUGAUGUUAGUUUAAACCACAUGUCAAAAUAUAGAUAAUAAUAAUUAAAAAAAAACUAUAGAUACUUGCCCCUGGAUGAGACUCACUUUCCAGUGUGGCCUCUAUUGAAGCUUUAGUUAAAGCAAAAUUCAUCGUAAACAAUGUAUCCCAUCCAUGGGUGCUGGAGCCUAUCCCAGCUGGUUUAGAUUGAGAUGCACGUUACACCCUGGACAGGUCGCCAGUCUGUCGCAGGGCUAACACAUAGAGACAGACAGCCAUUUGCAUUCACAUUCAUGCCCAUGUGCAAUUUAUGAUCACCAAUUAGCAUAACCCCACUAACUGAUCUAUGAAACUAUCUACUGAUAAUAAAAGAAAACAAAUACAAAUACAUCUGUGAUGAAAGAACUGGCAGAACAAAACAUCAGAAAACAUAUUUUUUAUCUUUAGUUUUCAGUGAAUGUGUCUGUGACAACAUCUUUAGCAGUUCAAAGUAAAGGUUAUACUUCUGCCUACUGGUAAUAAAGCCUGAGCUAUCUCAUUAUGAUCACUGCAGCUGAUCAUAUUAAAGCUGAAAUCCAAGUUUAAUUCAUUUUUUAAAUUCAAAAUCAUAUAUCUGCAUUAUUUUAGCAAGCGUUCAUUUUUAUUUCUCAUGUAGAGGCACUUAUAACACGCGCUAGCCUGUUUUAUUCAUUUUAGUUGCUUUGUCGGCCAUUUAUAUAACGUGACUCCCAUUCCUUAAGGUAGCGAGAGAAUGAAAAAGAUUCAUAUUUAGAUAUUUUUCAUGUAGUGCUGUUGAAUUUCAUAGGUUUCCUUUUUUUAAAUAGUUGUUCUUUUUUGUAUUUCUGCAACCUAGAUUUAUUUUUCUUUUUUUUAAUCAAUGCAAAAUAAAAUGUCUUUUCAAAAUACUCUUAUGCUGAUAUGUAAGAGGCCUCAUUUCCAUUUCUACAGAUUACAUGCUUUUCUUUGUCAGUAUUUGCUGCUUAAACUGUAUAAUAAGCGUUUGUGAGACCACGCCACUUGUACAAAGUGAAGAAACCUUGGUUCUCAGGAACCCACCACUCCCUCCCACCACUUCAGAGAAAUGAUAGGU